UUGACUUGGCGGCCAUAUUGAAUGUUGUCUGUUGACAGUUGCAUGUAAAGAUUUACUCAAAGGCCAACUUAUUCUUUGAAGGAAGGUGUGCCGUGCGUUUCAGUUAAAUUAGGACAUAUGUCUUAAACCUUUAACGGCUUUAUAUAAAUCGCGUCAUGGAUGAAGAUGAACGUCGGAGGAAGGUAGAAGCUGGGAGAGCUAAGAAAUCUUCCAGCAUGCCUCAAAGUCAGUCUCUUGCUAGUUUCAGACAGAAGCGGGCGAAAAGCGACGGGGCGGGGACGGCGAAAAAGACGCAGAAGAGGAAGGGCCAGGUUGUCUCGCAGAAUGACCACUCGACGCAAGACCGCCACGUAGAACCAGUUAAACUUCCAUCAGCCAGUGCCACAGAGCUUAACAACACCAACCAUGAGGAGCCUCAAAUGUCAGCAAAACCAGAGGUUCAGCAGAAUGAACAGAAGGAUCAGCCUCUCACCCCAGAGCAAAGCUCGUCCCCUGUGGAAGACUUCAGAGAAGAGGAGCUAGCUGCACUUACUGGCAAAGAGCAGCUCAAGCUGCUACAGCAGGCUGUGGAGAAGCGUAAUGAAAUAAUUGCCAAACUCAGCUCCAACCUGCAGGAGGCCCUGGCCAGUAGAGACCAGGUACAGCUGGAGGCACAGUCACUUGCUGGACAGAUUCAGGCACUGCAGAGGCAGCUCCAGCAGACCAGUGUGGAGUUUCUGCGUAUCAAAAAUCUGUCAGGAGCUGAAGUCCUUAAUAUUCAGCAGCCUUGCCAUGAACCAUCCUCCCAAGAGCCAAACAUCAGUCAUAAGGAAGGACCAUUAGGGGGAUCAGAAAGUGGAAGUUCUGGCUCCCAGUCAGAUGCUGAAGUUGAAACCGAUGUAGAAACUGUUCUGUGCAAGCUGAGAGCUGAGCUGGAGGAAGAAAGGAAGAACAGUCAGCAACUAUGUGCUGAACUAGCAGAGGAGAUGGAGAAAAACAAGCAUGUGCUUUCUUUGCUGGAGAAGGAGAAGCAAGGAAGAGAAGAAGAGCAAAAAGAGAGGGAGGUGGAACUGCAAAACCUCCACACCCAGUUAAGCCAACUCCAAAGUCAGUGCCUUGAGAUGCAACAAUACAAAGAGGAGAAAGAGAUUCUCAACAGAGAAUUGCUGGAGCUCAGGAGAAGGCUUCAGGAGGAAGAAGAUGCUCAGAGGAGAUAUAGUGAGGAGCUUGCUAACUCUGCCAUUUGUUUUCAGAGUCUUGAGGAGGAGAUGAAAAGGCUCAAAGAGGAGCACAGAGAGGAGGUCGAGCACAUCAGGCAGCUGUUAGAUGAGAGAGAGAAAGAACUAAAGUUCAAGGAGGAAGAGGUAAUAGGACUCAAAGUGUCUAAGAAUUGGCAAAACCAGAUAAAAGCUGGAUUUAGCUCUGAUGAGACUGCCAGCAUAGAUGAGGCUAAUCUGGAAAGUGGAGCUGAUCAGGUCAUUAUGAGCAAAUCAGUGCCUGGAGAUAUUCUGAUGGAGCGAUACUUGUCUUCGGCUCCCCUUGCGCACUCGAAGUCUUCAAUGGUAAAUGAAAGCUUUGAACAGUGCACUCAACUGGACAUCUCUGCAGACCGCAGUUUUGAGCUGAACAGUGAAGUGUUUGGAGAUGAGCCUCUAUUGUCAAUUUCAAACCGUCUACCUGAAGAACACGACAACAGCCAAAACAUCUCCAGCUCACAGCACUCCGUUUCUCCGGCUGAUGAUUCCAACCCUCAGUGGCUUCACAACUCUGCUUGUGGUGGGAUGGAGAUCGGUGAAGUGUCUGAGCAGCAGUUUGAGGACACUGACUUGGAAAAAGAACUGCUGAGUCAGCAGUGUGACGAGCUCCGUGAGGAGCUGGCCCUUAAGGAGAGGGAUUUGAAUGUAUUAAGGGAGGAAGUAAUCAAGAGUGCAGAAGAGCUGGAGGAGGCAAGGGGCAGGUGGGCUCAAGUAACCGAAGAACUUAAAGAAGCUCUCCAGGAGCUUGAUGAAGAAAAGGAGAAGAGGAGACAAUUUGAGGAGGAGAUGAACUUGAAAGCCCACGAACAAGACAGCCUUAGGAACAAGCUCAGUGCCUUAUUAGAAGACAGGAAACAGGAGAAUGUAGUAAUGUUGACAGUAAAGGAAACUAAAAUCACUGCUGAAACUUCCCUGCUCAUACCUGCUACCUUGCCACUAGAUGAGGAAGAAAAACUGGUUGGAGAGCUGAAGGAAGAGAAGGAAACUGCACUCUGUUCUCAUCAAAAACAGCAGGAGCUGCUCAUAUCAUCUCUGCAGGAGAUAAAGCAGACUGCAGACUCAGAGAACCGGGAAUUCAGAGAUGACAACCAGCUCCAAUCACUACAGGCCCACUGUGAGCAUCUCAUGGCACUACUAGAGGAGACAAAAAGUGGGCAUAAAACUGCAUCAACCCUGUUGAGUCAAAAGACUACAGAGUUUGAUACAGUUUUAAAGGAGCUUGAAAUGACACGUAUGCAGAUUGUAAAUGUCCAAACAGAGGUAGAGAGACUGCAGAAGGAGCUGCAGAAGAGCCUUGACAGUCUGCAUUGUGCUGAAAAGGAGAAGAAUGAACUGGAGUCUCAGAUCUCCUGUCUGAGAGAAAAGCUGACUUGUUCAGAGGAGGCUGAGGCUCAGGCUGUGAAGGAAAGGGAGGAGCACAGCAAAAGAGAAGAAGAAAUGGAUGAACAGAUUAAAAAAAUGGAACAAGUACUAGAGGAGGAACUUGAACAAUUUGAGAAGUUGCUAAAAGCCAAGGAUGUUGAGUUGGCAGAAGUGAGGGAAAAAUGGGAAGAGGAGAGACAGGAGAAGGAGAAAGAACUAUUUGACGUAAGGCAUCUUUUGGAGGAGCAGAUGAAGGAGAAGGAAGAAGAGGUGAAGGCUCUACUGGAGAAGCAGGCACAGGCUGUGGUGGAGGCUACAGAAAAGCUGAAGGCAUCUCAUCAGCAGGAGAUAAAAGACCUGAUGGCGAAACAUCAGCAGGAGAUUUCUGACUUGAAUACUCACCUGGAGACAGAGCUGCUGAAGCAGCAGGCUAGUAUGGAGGAAGAGCAGAAGCGACAGAUCAGCCUAAUCAAACAGGUAACUGAACGUGAGCACGAGCGGGUGAUCUCAAAGCUUAAUGCCAAACACAAUGAGGUAGUCAUUCAGCUGAGGACAGAGGUGUCCUUGGAGCUGAGAGAGAGCAUGGAGGCCGCUCACCAGGCUGAACUGCAGCAGGUUCAGGCGCAAAAAGCUGUUGAGCUUGAAGCCCUGCAUCUGAGCCUGACCACAGCCCACAAGUCACAUCUUGAACACUCUCAAGUAAACUUGGAACAGGAGCAGGCAUCUGCUCUUAUAAAGAUUCAGGCCUCUAUGCAGCAGAAAUUUGAUGAAGAAACUGCACUUCUGCGGGCUCGCCAUCAGUCAGAACUGGAUCAGAUCAAGAGGCAGAACCAGGAGCAGCAGGAGAGGCUGCAUGAGCUGCACCAAAAAGACAUGGAAGAGUUGAAGGAGCAGUGGGAGACUUGUGUUGCUCAGCAGAGGGCUUCUGUGGAUGAACAGCAGGUCAAAGACAUACAGGAUCUCAGAGUACAGUGGGAGAAAGAUGCUGAAACCAUGCAGGCGAAUUUUCAAACAUCCCUCUCAGAGAUCCAGAACAGCCUCACUUCCACCCAGGCUGAACUCACCAGCACCCAGGCCUCUCUCACUGAGACCAAUAAAGCUCUUACUGAAGCUCAGGAAGCUCUGUCCCAGAACCAGUCAGAGCUACAGGAGACACUAGCCAGACUGGAGGAACUCCAAACAUCCAGUAAGGAACAGACCCAGAAACUAGAGGAGGAGUUAAAACGAGCCUUGGCUGAGAGAGAUGCUGCAGUCUUUUCCCUGGAGGAGGAAGUUUCUACUCAUAAGACAUUGCUGCAGGAGAAAGAGCAGCAAGCCCUCCACCUACAGGAGAAGGAGCAGCAACUGCAGCAAGAGCUUUUGCAGCUGCAGGAGGAGAAGAACUUGCUCAAACAGAGCUCAGAAGAGGAAGUAAGUCAACUGUGGACCCAGCUGGAGAGCAUGAGAACUAGUCGUCAGGAGUUGGGUGAGCUUAAGGAGCAGCUGCUAGCACGCUCAUCUCGUGUUGAAGAUAUUGAACGCCUAAAGAUAGAGUUUAAUGAACAGAAACGAGAAAUUAAAGAACAAAAUGAGGCUGAGCUGGAAAGCCUGAGGAGAUAUUUUGAGAAGCGGUUGCACGCCACAGAGGAGAGCUACAAGGAGGAAAUUGCUCUGCUCCAGUUGAAGCUGGUAGAAGGUGCCUUGGAGGACUCUCUGCUUAAAAUUACGGAUGAUGGUGCUCUGUCUCAAUCUCAAGCUGAAGGGGAAAAGGAUGUUUCUUCUGAUACUGUUCAACUGGAGAAACACAAGGAAAUGCUUGACAGUUUGAGGCUUCAGCUGGAGGCGAAACACACAAUGGACCUUUCCAGUCUGCAAUCCUCUUUGACUCUAUCCUUGAAGGAAGAGGUGCAGCAGGUACGGUUAGACCUCACUGAUCAUUACUAUGAAGAACUGCAGGAGAUGAAGACUCGUCACGCUUUGGACCUUGAGCAACUCAGAGCCAAACUUUCUGAUGACCAUCUCCAAGAGCUUACCAGAGUUCGUUUUGAGGCAGCGAUGCAGGUUGAGGCUGAGGUCGAACACAGGAUAUGGUGUCACACUGAGGAGCUCCAGACAGCAGUGACCAUCAUCUACACUCUGGAGAACAGAGUGGCUGCCCUCACCGACCAGCAUGAUGCUGAGAUCCAGAACAUGCAGAAGAUGAAACAGGAGCUUGCUCACCUUGAAGAAGUUCUUAAAAUAGAAAGAAAUCAAGCUCAGGAGAAUAUGAACAAGCUGAAAGAAGUGCAAGAGAAGUAUGAAUCUGAGAAUCUGAAGUCAGACCAUGACAAGGAGAUGGCGAAGGAGCAGGCACGCCUUGAAAAAGCACUUCAUGAAGAGAAGGAGAAGAUGAAGUCUCUUCAGGAUGUGCUGGAAAAGGGCGAGGGCCCGCAGGUUCUGGUGUUAAAACAGAGGGUGGAGACCCAUUACAGUGGAGAGCUGCAAAAGACAAAGGACUGUAUGUCUGUAGAAUUUAAAGAGCUCCUUCAAGAGCAGGUUAAGACACGCGUAUGCCAAGCCCAAGAGAGGUUCCAAGAGGAAAAGACAGCAAUAGAGCAGCGUUUAAUUGAUAAGUAUGAAGUGUCUGUGGCAGAGCUAAAGGACAACUAUAAAGCUGAUCUGGAGCGUGAGAGAGCAACACUACUGAACAAACACUCCAAAGAGAUGGAUGCACUCGUUGCCAAACACAAAGCAGAACUAGAUACACUCUGUGCCAGUCACAAAGAUCAGCUUGCAGUUAGAACAGCUGAGCUUGAAUCGAAGCGUAAUGCAGAGCUUGUUGCCUUGGAAGCAGCCCUCAAUUCCAAACAAAAGGAAGACCUUGAACGUCUGGAAGAGACUAAUCGGACUAAGUUAGAGGCUUUGGAAGCAGAAUUGACUCGCAAACACCAGGAGGAGAAAGAUGAAUUAGAAAAGAGGAUGCUCAGUAACAUGGAUACUCUGGAGGCCACUUAUCUGAAAGAAGUGCAAACGCUACAUGAUGAAAUGGUUCAGCUUGAGGAGAAGCAUCGUGAAGGUCUAGUUUCCCUGAAUUUGGAACAUACGCAGCUAAAGGAGCGUCAUGCUGCAGAGCAGCUGUCCAUCAGGGAGGAACUGAGGAAAGAGUUGGCUCAUGUACACAUGGAGAAGUUUAAAGCCAUGGCAGCAGAGCUCAGCCAUGUUCACAAAUCUGAACUAGCUGCUCAAAAAGAGGCAUUGGAUAUUGAACACUGCAAAGCCCUGGAAACCCUUAAGAACCAGGUUUUAGAGCUUGAGCAGCAACACACCGCUGCUCUGCAGGAGCUCUCGCAAACCUACACUGCUGAAAAAGAGCAACUAAUCAAACAGCACCAAGUCCAGCUGCAGGAGCUGAAGGGAGUCUCUGCGCGGGAACUGGAGGCAUGUCGCAGGGAGCUUGAAGAGGAGUCGUCAAGGCAAAGGCAGCACUUCCUAGAAGAGGUGGAGCUCCUCAAAGUCCAAUCAGAAGAACGGCUGCAGGCCAGGAUUAAUCAACUGAAGACGGAAUUUGAAGAGCAGAAGGAGGCGGAGCUUAGAGACCUGAGGCGGAGCUUCACAUCCGAACAAGACGAAAAAGAGCGGAGCUACACAGACAAAAUGAGCCAACUCACUGCCCAGCUGCAGCAACUAGAUGCAGUGGUGGCCCAGCUGCGGGCAGAGGUUAGGUGCCUGCAAGGAGAGUUGGAAGGAAAGCGUGCAGAGAUGGAGACCAUGGACACGCUCCUUCAACGAAGGGAGCGAGAGAGUCAGGAGGGGGGCAACCUUCUGAAGAUGCUCACUGAUGACUUGCAGACAGCUAAAGAGGAAAGAUGCAGACUACACCGUAGAAAUGAGAAAAUGAGGCAGGUGCUGAUCGAGAUGCUCCGCAGCAUCAUGGCAACAGAAGAAUUGAUUGGACAAAAGAUCAGUCCCAGAACCAAAUCAUCUGAGCAGGCGACUCAUCAGAAGAGCUUGAACGGGAACAAAGAGGCACAAGAAUCAGGUAUUUCAGUUGCAGACUUGUCAUCAGAGGAUCUAGAGCUCACCCAAAUGCUCUGUGAGAGUCUGCUGGUUUCAGAUGGUGAGAUCAGUCCUGGUGGAGAAGAAGCAGCUCUGAAUGCUUGCAGCAGACUUCGUCACACAGUGGAUACACUGCUAGAGCUGCUAAACCAAGCAAAUACGCAGCUGGAGCAGACGCACAGUGUUCAUCUUUCUCUGGAGGAAAAGUUCUCUCAAGGUAAAGAAGACUCUGCGCAGCUCCUUGAACAGCACAAGCGUCUAAUGGAGCAGCUUGAUCAGGAGGCCAAGCUUAAGAGUCACCUCCAGCUGGAGCUCCACAAAGCAGAAGGUCUUCUUGAGGGCUACAUGGCUGAAAAAGCAGCCCUAGAGGAGUCUCUGCAGCAGAAGGAGACUCAAGAGGAGAGGCUUGUGGAGGAGCUAGAGGACCUGAAGGUGAAGUUACACCAGAUGGAGGGCCUCACCACAGAGCUGGACACCCUCAGAGCGAAGCAUCAGGAGCUCAGUGAGGAGCACGCAAUCGUCCUGCGACAGAAGGAGCAUCUCUCUGCUGGACUUGGGGAGAGGGAGAAAGCUUUGUUGGCAGAGGCGGAGCGUUUGUCCCAAGAUAGGCUGGACUUGCAGCGGCAGGCAGAGAAGGACCACCGCUCUCUGUCCCUGCGUCUCAGGACUCUGGAGACAGAGCUUGAAGAGCAGGAAACCCGGGGUCUAGAGACAGAGCUGCACCACAAGACCCACACUGAAGACCUCAACCAGCGUGUCCAAGCACUUGAGAAACAGCUAAAACAUAACAGGCAGUUUAUAGAGGAGCAGGCUGUGGAACGGGAACACGAGCGGGAUGAGUUCCAGCAGGAAAUCCGCAGGCUUGAGGCCCAGCUCAGACAGACUGCUAAUGUGGAUAAUAAAGGAUAUCGGUUUGAGGACUUGGUUCUGCAGGUGGAGAGUCUGCAAACUGUUAUCAAAGAUAAGAACGAGGACUAUGCUGCUUUGCUUGCAGCCAGUCAGCAAGCCCAGCGCGAUCUUGGAGAACGCAAUGAGGAGAUAGACAAGCUGGCUGGUCGAGUCAGGGACUUGGAACAAGCACUGCUCAACAGUGCAGAGAGUAACAGAUGCAUCAGUCAACUGGAACAAGAGCUUCAAAAAGCAAAGCUGAGAGAACAGGAGCUAACACAAGAUAAACAGGCACUAGAGCAGCAGCAGCUGUCCAGUAGGCUUCAGAUCUCUGCCCUGCAGUCCAAACUGGAUGAGACGAGACACUGUUACCAUGACAACGGGCGCGACCCCACCCAGGAGCUUAAGGAUGCCCUGGACACUGCCCAACAAAGUCUACAGAGGAAAGAGCAGGAGGUUGAGGUCCUGCUGGGCCAGCUGGAGACUGUGCAGAGAGACUUGAAUAUAAAAGAGGUUGAACUAAAACAUCUCACACUACAACUGGAGCUGCUGACAAAUUCAAAUGCAGCACAUGUUAAUGAGCUCCAAGAGCAAAUUGCUUCUCUGAAAGAAAAUGUGUCUGCCCUGACAAUCCUCAAGGAGGAAAAGGAAGAACUUUGCAAGGUGGAUGAAACUGACGAAGACACCCUCCCUUCAGCACUUCUUCAGGAGAAAAACCAGGAGAUCGACCACCUCAACAGUGAAGUCCAGAGACUGGAACAGGAACUUGAGAAUGCCAGGGAUAAAAAGGUUCUGGAAGUUGAGCUUGAAGAUCUGCGCUCACAGGUGGAACAUCUUAAAUCUGAAAUUACAAGAGUGCGCCAGGACAAACAGGAAGAAGAGGAGCGGCUUCAUGAGGUCAUCAGUACGCUGCAAGCAGAACUCGCCACCCUGGGACCCAACCUGCAUGAAGUCAGUGACUCUCAGGAUGGUGACAGCAUCAAUCCUUCACCUGCCCCCAGCCCCGAACCUCAAAACUAUACUAUCCAAGAGCAAGCGAGGUCAUCAGGGCCAAAUAGCCUAAAGCAUGAGCUCAGCUUGACUCAUUCUACUUCCUCACAAUCGCUUCGUUCUCGUAUCAAGGCCCUUCAAAGUCAGCUUGAGACCGCUGCGGCAGAGAAAGAGGGACUGGAGCGAUUACUGCUCACCCAGGAGGAAGAGUACAGAGGACAUGGGGAAGAGUUUGGAAAGAGGCUUAAAGCUGAGAGAGAAAAGUCAGAUGAACUCCAAGGCCUCCUCACCAUGAAAGAAACUGAGCUGGAGGAGAUCACAGCCCAACUAAAAGAGGAGAGGGAGAAGAGGAAGCUGUCAGAGGAGGAGGGGGGCAGUUGGAAAGUUCAAGCUGAAGAGGCAGGCACCCUGCAGGAGGAAAAGGCCCACCUCAGCUGUCAGGUUAUGGAAUUGCAGAAGAAUGAACAGGAGAGAUUGAGAGAGAUUGAAACUCUAAAAACAAAGGAGAAAGAGAUGAAAAUGGAAAUGGAGGUCCUCAGAGAAACCAGUCACACUCUUGAGAGACAAGCCCAGGAGCUAAGAGCAGAGGUGGGCGAUAUGGAGGAACAGGUGGCUGAGGAAAGGGCCAAAAUGAAAACCCUCGAGACUGCGAAGGGAGAGCUUUCUGCUGAACGCGAGGCACUGAGGAGGAGGGAGGGUCAGCUCCAGGAGGAAAUUGAAACGCUCCAACAAGAAGUGACUUCAUUGAGAGCACUUAUCCAGGACCUAACAGUUAGGCUAAAUGAAAAAGAAACCAGUCAAGAAGAGGCCCAAAAGGAAGUGCUGACCCAUGCUGAGAUUACUUUGGCUAAAGCGGACGCUGCUUUUAGAGAAAAGGAGGCUGAGCUCACCAAGCUCAGGGAAGAACAUCAAGCUCUGAGGGCGGAGCUGACUGCAUUGAGACAGAGCCUGAGUACCAGUACAGAAAGGGCUGAAAAACUGCAUGAGGAAGUUCAGACCAAAGACUGCGCUCUCGUUGACCUUGAAACAACCAACCAACGACUCAAGGCAGAACUUCAAAGCCUUCAGGAGGACCUGGCUGCACAGGAAGAGGAACUAGUGUAUCAGCAGAGAGAACUGCAGCAAUUCCAGCAGCAGUAUCAACAGGGCACAUUUCCUCAACAUCAGGGAUACCCACAGAAGGAUAUUUCUGUCAGAGUUUUUGAGGACAUUGUGUCCCAUCAUGAAGACUCUUUGAGCUCUCCGGAGGUUUUAAGAAGACUCGAGUGCUCUGAGGACAGAAUCCCUGAACGCUUCCAGACCUCUGACCUCAGCGGCCUGAAUAACACAGGGAUGGACCUCCCCCAGGUCAAAUCCUCUCCCAGGGUUGUGAUGGAGCCUCCUCCAUAUUCCAGGACCAUCACCCCAGACCCAGCCACGCAGAGUACCCACUCACCACGCUCUGUGUCAGUAUGUGAUAACUACUCCAUCCUCGAUUCACUGGAUGCUGACAAAGUGCGUGAAUUGGAAGGAUUUGACCUAACGACUCCUUCAUCUCCACUUGGCUCCACCUCUUCCUUGUCAGCACCAGAAUGGGCCAGUGAUGGAUAUGGCAGCAAUGUGAGUUCAGAAUUGGGUGCGAGGCUGAGAGUGGAGCUGGAGCAGACUGAGAGACUGGAUGCUCAAUUUAUUGAGUAUCUCCGCUGCAGAGGAGUUGACCCCACCGCUAACACAGACAGUGCUGCAGGCAGUAUGAGCUACAGUGAUGACCUGUUGUCACCUGAGCUUCAGGGACUGUUGAAGAAAGUUUAUCAAGAAAGCUGCAGAAUUCUGACCUUGUCCCAGCGCCGUGUCAAUCCAUCAGCCCAAUCUCAUGUGUCAGACUUAAAAGCCUGCUCACUGAGUCAGUCGCAGCAUCAUGCUGAAGAUGGCUCUGCUCCACUGCACCACCAGGAUAAAUCAUCUAAUCCUCCCAUGAGCUGGCAACAGGAGAAGAGGGCAUUGCAGGAGACCGUGAUUGCACUUCGAGAGUUGCUCUGUCGAAUGGCACAAAGACAUACACAAACUGAUGACAGAGUUGACAGUAACUGGCACAGAGAUCAACUACAUACUGAGGGACGGGUUGAAUCCCAGCUGAGGGUAGAACUAGAGGAGAGCCAGAAACAGUUAAAAUGUGCACAUGACACUCAGCAUGAGCAAAAGAACAAAAUAAUGUCACUCAGGCUGACUAUAGAAGAGGCUGAGGAGGCUUUGAGGAGAGAACAGGCCAGAGUCAAUGACCUUCAACAAGAACUAGAGCAGGAACGGGCUCUGAGUCUCCGUAAAAGAAGAGAGGAGGAGGAAAAGAGAGAGACUGUACAAGUAUCCUCUGAGAAGCUGAGGUCAGAGGUCAUGUCUCUAAAAGGUCAGGUGGAGCAGGAGAGGGUGGCCUGUAGCAACCUCAGACAAGAGCUUCAGAUUGAACAGUCCCGCAGUGUGCUGCUAGAGAAACGCCUAGAUGACACCCAGAAGGAGCUAGAAGAUGAGCGCAAACAUUCUGCUCACCAACAAGAGCUCAGCUUGCAAGAAAAGACUCGUCUGGAGCUCCUACUGACUGAAGCAGAAACUCGCUUGACUGAAAUUCACUCAAAGCUCGCAGAUUCUCACAGGAAGCUUGAUGAAGAGCGAGACCGCUGCUCCAGGCAGGUGGAUGAGCUCAGCCGCAGACAUGAGACUGAUGCUGCGAGAGACAGGAAAUUCAUCUCGGAUUUGCGCUCCCAGCUAGAGCAGGAGCGAAGGCAAGGGGAGGAGCUUGCAGCUGUGGCAGACAAACUGAGGACAGAGCUGCUACAGAGCAGGAGGAAAUGGGAAGAAGAGGACAGAGCGAGGUGGGAGGAGCUUCAGAGGGAGCAAGAAGUGGCCACCCGAAAUCGUGUUGCAAUUGAUACUCUGAAGGAACAGAAACAGGAAGCCAUCCAGGCAUUAGAGGUGGAGCAAGAGCACUCCAGACGCCAAGGGGUGGAACUCACAGAGCUGAAGGAGAGACUCCGACUACUGAAGGACAAAGAGAGGGAGAGGGAGGAGCAGUGGGAGAGAGAGAAAAGGAAGGAGAUGCAUGAGCAGAUGGAAAGAGAGAGGCGACAGGAGAGGAUAAACAGCAAACUGUGUGAGUUGGAGUUGUUGAGGCAGCAGGACCAGCAGCGCAUGCAGGAGCUGCAGCACACACUGGCAGAGCUGCAAAGAGACGAAAGAGAGAUGGCUUCUCAGCGGCUGUCUGGACGAACCAUGGGACAGCAACACAAAGCUGAAACUUUGCCUCACCCCCACAUCAACCUCCCCAGUGAAGGUGCCCAGGCAGGCGAGUCACAACAGCACCAGCAGAUGCCAUCCAAGUCGUCCAACCUGUUGGAGACGUUGCUGAAGGAGAACUCAGAGUUGACAAAGCGUGUGACAUCACUGAGCCAAGAGAGAGCAACUCUCAAACACAAACUCACCUGCCUGGAGCGACAGCUGCGUCGCACAGAGAAUGAGCUCACCAAGGUCACCACAGAAACCGAAAAUAGGCCCAUCAAUGACAUGUCCAGCAACACCAAGGUUCAGCGUUACUAUGAGCGCUACCUGCGUGCUGAGAGCUUCAGGAAAGCUCUGGUGUACCAGAAGCGUUACUUACUGCUGCUGAUAGGAGGAUUCCAGGAGUGUGAACAAGCCACACUGUGUCUUAUCGCUCAUAUGGGAGCUCGACCUUCACCCCCACUCUCCUCCAGGCGUAGACCCCUUGGACGAUUUAGGGCUGCGGUACGAGUCGUAAUUGCGGUCUCAAGAAUGAGGUUCCUGACGAGGAAAUGGCAGAAAGCAAUCAGAAGAUUAUCAUCUGGGUUUGUCAAUGGGCAUGCGCCAGGACUUAAAGCUGAAGUUUUAAGGCAGCAGCAGCCAAGAUCAAAUUCUGACUCCUCACAGAACCAAGACAGCAGCACCGUCCGCAUAGACACUCUGUCAGCGCUUGUUCCACCCAGCAAAUCACCAUUCAGGCUGCGCCACAGGUCACACUCCAGUACCACUUUGGCCUCAGUACAAUCAGGUGGAACAUCUCAGGAUCCAGAGCGAUCCCUGACAGAAUAUAUCCAUCAUCUUGAGAAAGUCCAGCAGCGGCUGGUGGGAGCCAGCCAAGGUUCGUCUGCUCUCCAGCCCGAUCCAAAGUAGCCUGAAAGCUAAAGACUGAAACUGCUCAUGCCUUACACUCUUUGUAGAAAUGUAUAGAAAGGAUGUUACCUGACUUUUAUAAUAAAUUAUUUUUUAUUUUCUUAUGUAAUUUUUCUAUUCUCUGCACUUCAGUAUUUUGAAAGUCACUCACUGUUUUUUUGCACUGCUUUUUUUUUUUUUUUUUUAAUCUUUGUGUGCUGUAAAUGGUAUCAGUGUUCAUUAUACAUGUUACUAAAUGCACUAGUUUUAUACUAGAAUUCAAAGAUCUACAAAACUUGGUGCACAAUUGCAUAAUUGUAAACCACGUGUUUUUUUUUUGUUUUUUGUUUUGUUUUUUAAAUCAAUUAAAUGUGUAACUACAAACCAGGUGGACUGUUUCUUGUAACCUCUCAAAACGGGGAUCCUGA
This is a messenger RNA of Archocentrus centrarchus (flier cichlid), 13054 nucleotides long. RefSeq names its product pericentrin (gene pcnt). The record is from RefSeq and is a predicted model, not a curated record. The coding region runs from base 156 to 12647 and encodes 4163 amino acids. Gene Ontology annotation, molecular function: molecular adaptor activity. Gene Ontology annotation, biological process: signal transduction. Lineage: Eukaryota; Metazoa; Chordata; Actinopteri; Cichliformes; Cichlidae. The transcript is spliced from 61 exons.